AUGCAGCUGCGGGACGCGAUCGAGAAGAAGGUCGCGCGCAAAGAGGCCGCGCUCAAGGUGGGUGAGUGCGAGGGUGCUAGCCCAUACUGCCUCGUUGCGUUGCUGUCGUGCACAUCGAGUCGUCCCUCCCUUGUCGUGCGCUCGUCGCGCUUCCCGAGCGCAUCACCGUCAACUCAACUUCCCUUCCGCGAGUGCUGCCGCGAGUGUACUUCAUCGUUCCUACCCUUCCUCGUCCCGCAUCCCUCCCUCCCCACCCUUUUCCCUCUCCCAUCCUCCCCCAUUCUAUCCUUCUUUCCCCUACCGACUGCCUCCGCUUCCGUCAAGUCUCACCCGCCCUCCGCGCUCCCCCCGCCCUUAAACCCACGCCCCGCCACCCCCUCCCCCCGCCUGCCCUGUCCCCCCCCCCCCGCGCAGGAGUGCAUGCGCGAGCUGCGGCGCGUGCGCGAGGAGCAGGCGCGGCGCAUCCAGGAGGCGAUCGCGGAGAAGACGCGCGAGUGGGAGGCGCAGUACGGGGAGCUGGAGGCGCGGCUCAAGGGCAUGGACGAGCAACUGGCGGAAGCCAGCGCGGAGAUGGACGCCAUGCAGGUCGUACUGGAAGACAGACAGAUUUUAAUUAGUGAUUUAGAGAGGGAGAUGCAGCGGUUGAAGGAUGUGGCUGAUGAGGCGGAGGCGGAGAAGCGGAGGCUGGCGGGUAGGGUGAAGGAGCUUGAGGGGAGAGGAGGGGUGGGUGUCGGGGGGGAGGGGGAUGGUGGUGCGGAGGUAAGGGGGUUGCGGGAGGAGGUUGAGAUGUGGAGGCGGAGGUGGGAGGAGAGGGAGGUGGAGGGGAGGAGGAUGGAGGAGAGAGUGAGGAGGUUAGGGGAGGAGGAACGGGUGCGGGAGGGGGAGGUGAGGGCGGCGGGGGAGGAGGCGGAGGGGUGGAGGAAGAGGUGGGAGGAGGCGGAGGGGGAGUUGAAAGCGGAGAGGAGGCGCGCGGAGGAGGCGGGCGCGGAGAGGGAUGAGCGGGACGCGACGCUGCGGCUGCGGGAGAAGCUGCGGCGGAUGGAGGCGGAGAUAGAGGCGCGGAGGGCGCAGGCGGAGGCGGAGGAGCGCGCGCAGGCGGAGAGGCGGGAGAGCGUGAGGCGGGAGGGGGAAUUGGAGGAGGAGGCGCGGAGAGGGGAGGCGGAGAAGGAGUUGGCGCGGCUGGGGGAGAGGUGCGCGGAGCUGGAGGAGAUGGUGAGGCGCGCGGAGGGGGAGCGGGAGGAGGCGCGGAAGGAGGUUGUGCGCGCCAAGGGGGAGCGCGACGGGAUGGCGGACGUGCGGGAUAGGAUGGUGGCGGAGUGGGAGAGCAUGCGCGUGGAGCUGCAGCGCGCGCAGGAGGAAGGGGAGAGGCUGCGGGGAGAGGUGGAGAGGGCGGAGGAGGGGAGGCGGAAGGCGGAAGAGCAGGUGGAGGCAGCUGUACGGGAGAGGGAGAGAGUGAGGGCGGAAGUUAGUGGGGAGAGAGGGGAGGAGGAGGAGCGGUUGAGAGCGGUGAUGGAAGAGAGGGAUGAGUUAAGGGAGGAGGUUCAGCAGCUGAAAGAAGAGUGGGAGGCGAUGAGGGUUGAGCGAGAGAGUGCGGGGAAAGAGAGGGAGGAGCUGAGGGAGAUAGUGAGGAGAAUGGAGGCGGAGGAAAGGGAGAGGGUGAAGGGGGAGAAGGAAGAGAGGGAGAAGCUUGAGGAGGAGGUUGCUAGGGUGAGAGAGGAGUGGGAGCGAGUGAGGGAGGAGAGGGACGGGCUCAGGGAUGAGGUGGAGGGACUGAUGAGAGUGAGGGAGAGAGUUGAAGGGGAGAAGGAGGGAGUGAGGGAGGUGAAGGAAGUGUUGAACAGGGAGAGGCAGGAGUGGGAGGGCGAGCGCGCGCAGUGGAGGAGCAAGGCGGAGGAGUGGGAGCGGGAGAGCGAGAAGUGGGCGGAGGAGAGGCGUGCAUUGGAGGAGGAGGUGGAGAGGGUGAGCGGUGAGUUGGGACGCGCGCAGGAGGAGAGGGAGCGGUGGAGGGAGGCGGUGGAGCAGCGGGAGGAGGAGAAGGCGCACUUGACGCGCAUGGUGGCUGCGCUUCAGGAGGGGGAGAGUGAGGUUGCGCGGAGUGUGCGGAGGGACGCUCAGAGAGACGCGCAGAGGGAGGUGGAUGCGGCGAGGGAGGAGGUGCGGAGGCUGGAGAAGGAGUGUGAGAGAUGGGAAGGCUGCGAGGGGUGUGGAGGAGGAGAGGGAGCGUGUAGUGACGGAGAGAGAUCGAGCGGGGUGGAGGAGAGGGGGAAGGCGGAGAGGGAGAGGGAGCGGGUGAUGGAAGAGUUGUUGGUGCUGAGGGAGGAGUGUGGGCGACUGAGUGAGGAGAGUGAGAGGAUGCAUGAGGAGAAGGAGCGGUGGCAGAGGGAGAGCGAGCGAGUGAGGGAGGAGUGUGAGCGGCUGAGAGGGGAGAUUGAAGGGGUGAAAGAAGAGCUUGAUAAGCUGGGAGAGGAGUGUGAGAGGCUGCGAGAAGAGAGUGAGAGAGUGAGGGAGGAGAAUGAGCAAGCGAGGGAGGAGAUCGAGAGAGUGAGGGGGGAGAACGAGGAGGUUAAGAUUGAGAUGGCGAAUGUGAGGGAAGAGAGCGAGAGAGUGAAGGAGGAGAGGGAUAGGCUGAAGGAGGAGUGCGAGGCAGCGAGGAACGAGAGGGAGUGGGCAAGGGAGGAGCGGGAUCAGGUGAAAACACUCAUGUCAGGUCUAGAGAAGCAGCAGAAGCAGCAGCAGGAGGAGGGCGAGGCGGAGGAGGGUGCUGCACGAGAGGUGGUGCAGCGCGUGCGGGAGGAGCGGGACGCGCUCAAGGGCGAGCUGGAGCGCGUGCGGGAGGAGUGGGAGGUGAUGCGGGAGGAGCGCGAGGGCAUGCAGGAGGAGCGCGACGUGAGCGUGAAGAACGCGGCGCGGCUCAUGGAUGAACUGGAGGCCGUGCAGCGCCGCGUGCAGCACACGCAGGAGCAGCUCUCUGCUCUCUCCGCCACUGUUGCCCGCCUGCAGGGGGAACUGGCCGUUGCUGAGGAGGAGCGGCGCAAGGCGGAGCGGCAGGCGGAGGAGGAGCGGGACGGGAGGGCGGAGGUGGAGAGGGAGUUGCGGAGGGUUUGUGAGGAGAAGGCGAGAGUGGAGGAGGAGGUGGAGGGCGCGGUGAGGCGGGUGAGGGAUGCGGAGGAGCUGGCGGCGCAGCACAAGGCGACGGCUGAGGUGGCUGCUGCGCUGGCUGAAGAGGCGGCUGCGAGAGCUGCGGAGUUGGAGGAGGUGAUUAAUGCUGGGGAGGGGGUGGCGGGAGAGGGGAGAGUAGUGGGCGCGGGGAGGAUGGGCGAGAUGGACGGGAUGGGAGUGGGGCAGGAGCGGGCGGAGCGGCGGGAGCAGGAGCGGGAGGAGGAGGUGCAGGAGAUGGAGUGGGCGCUGCAGGAGGCGAGGGAGCGGAUAGCGCAGCUGCAGGGGGACCUGGAGCAGGCGAGGGCUGAGAACGAGGCUGUGGAUGCUGAGCUGGCAGCCGUGGAGGACAUGGUGCUCCAGCUCACCGACAGCCUGGCGGAUAAGGAGCGGUUCCGCGCUGAGCUGGAGGCGGCGAAUGCGCGCGUGGCGCAGGUGGAGGGUGACGUGGCGAGCUGGAGGGAGAGAGCGAUGGGGCUGGAGAGGGAACUGGAGGAGGAGAGGAGGAGAGCGGGAGAGAGAGAGGAGGGAGGAGGAGGAGGCGAGUCGGGCACUCAGGGUGGGAGAUCCCAGCGGGAGCCUGGCAGAAGCCCAGCGGCGGAUCGAGGAGCUGGUGGCGGUGGAGCAGAGGCGGGCGAGCUGAGCCAGCAGCUGGCAGAGGCGCGGGAGAGAAUAGCUGAGCUAGACGAGGCGGUGGCUGCGGUGGAGAGGGAGAAGCAGCAGGUGGAGGAGGAUAUGAGCCAGACGCGCACUGCGUUCACUGAGGUGGCUGCUAAGGUGAUGCACACCAUGCAGCAUAAUGAGGAGCUUAAGCUGGAGCUCGCUGCGAUUAAGGCGCAGGGGGGGGCGCUGGCGUUGGUUUCGAGGCAGGGCGGCGGGUCGCUGGGGGAGCGGCAGAGCAGCAGUGGCAGCCGCGGCAGCGGCACCAGUGGCAGCAGAGCUGGUGCGAAGACUGCUGGUGGCGGUACUGCUGGUGGUGCUGGCAGUGGGGGCGGAGAGAGGAGCUCUAACGAGAUAGAAGCGCUGGAGAAGCAAGUAGACGAGCUGAGAGCAGCAGCGAGAGAGAUGGAGGCGGCAGCAGCCGGCGCGAGCAGCUGGGCGCGCGAGCUAGAGGCACGACUGGUAGAGGAGAGCUCAGCGCGGGAGGCAGCAGAGGCGGAGGCAGCGCGAGCCAAGGCGGAAGUGGGGCUGGUGAAGAUGCGGCUAGCAGCAGCGGUGGAGCGGGCGAGCGUGCUGGAGGGGUGCUUGUUGGAGACAGAGCACAGGGUGUCGGAUGUGAGAAGGAAUAUUAUCUCGGCGCAUCACCGCAAGAUGGCUGCGGAUAUGGAGCAGGCUCUCUCUUCCGCUGCUGCUAGUGUUGGGGAGCUGGCGGCGGAGAGGGCGGAGAGGCAGGCCGCUGUCUCCAUGCUGCAGCACCAGAUGCACCACGGCAGGCUGGUAGCAGCGCAGCAGCACAUGGAGGGCGGCAACGUGUCGUCGCCGUCCAUCUCGUCCUUCACCGAUGCCACGGCCGACUCGCCCUUUGACCCCACACACCGCCUCAUGCAGACGGCAGGAGCAUCAACCUUUUACACAACAUCGCCCCUCCUGCACCACCACAACCCCAACAACCCCAACUCGCCCUUCUUCCUCCACCCCUACACCCACUCCUCCAUCCUCCCCUCCUCCGCCCUUGCCCACGACCCUCACAUGAGGCCCUUCUUUCUCCCAGCGUCCCCUGCUGCUGCCGACGCCGCCUCUCUCCUGCACCCCACAGGAGGGUCCACUUCCCUCUCUGCUUCAGCUGCUGCCGCUGCUGCUGCUGCUGCUGCUGCUGCAUCAGCAGGGAAUGGCGCUGACAUGGCACUGGCAGUGCCAGGUGGCAUGGGGUCGUCAUCUCUGCUUGCCUCGCUGGCAGCUCAGAGGGAGGCCCGGGGUGGGGGUGCAUCUGGAUCGUCCAUCUUGAUUCACCACACGGGGCUGUCUCAGCAGCAGCCGCAGCAGCUACAGUCACAGCAGCAGCAGGGGAGGCAGAGAGCAGCAUCACCCACAUCUCGAAUUCUCUUCCCUGAUGCCUCCUCUCCUGCGUCUGCCUCCCCUGCAGCUCCUCAAACCACCGCCACAGGCCGUGCUGCCGUGCGUGGUGCAGCCAGCCCUGGUACCACUGCCACUGGCACUGGCACCGCUCUGCACCGCACCUCAGGCGCCACUGGCUCGGGUAACAGCGGUGCACGGGGAGGUGCAGACUCCAAGGGACUUAGAGGCGCCACUGCCUCCUCUGCUGCUGCUGCUGCUGGCACGAGCAGCAGCAGGCGAAGCACAACACCAGGGAGAAGCACAGCCGGUGCGGGUGCGGGUGGUGGUGCAGGUGGUGCAGGGAAUAGUGUGGGGCCUGGGCACGCUCGUAGGACUGCCUCCCAGCCCAUGGCAUCCACAUCACAUCUCCAAUCGCAGCAGCAGCAGAGAGCACGGCGCAAGACGACACCGGAAGUAGCAACAGGAGGAGGCACAGGCAGCAGCAGUGGCGCUGCUGCCGAUCGCAGCCGCUUGUCACCGUCACCGUCGCCACGAGCUUCGGCAUCAGCCUCGGCAUCAGCAUCAGCCUCGGCACCAGCUUCGGCAUCCGCAGCAGCAGCGCAAGGGCCUGGUGUGCGGCGAGACUUCUUCACAUCAAUGGAUUCGUUAGUGGAGCGCAUGGAGCGAGAUGAGGCCUCUGAUACAGACAGCUCCUUCACCCGCACUCUCUCUGUCGCCUCCUCCUCCCUCCACACCGACCCCCACACUGCUGCUGCUGCCGCUGCCAGUGCUGCGUCUGCGAGGGCGAAUGGAGGCAGCAGCAGUGGAGGGCCGAUAAGCCCUGGUGCGACUAGGUUGGGUGGGGUGAUGGAAGGUGUUGGAGGGUCCGGAUCGCUGGUGCCAGCUGCUGGCUGGGCCGGUCCGCCUGGCAGCAGGGCAAGGCCGAUUGGAUCUGGUGCUAAUCUGGCACUUGCGCAAGUGCUGUAA
Messenger RNA from Closterium sp. Yama58-4, 6138 nucleotides. Lineage: Eukaryota; Viridiplantae; Streptophyta; Zygnematophyceae; Desmidiales; Closteriaceae. The record is from the annotation of a GenBank genome assembly.